Messenger RNA from Penicillium crustosum, 1671 nucleotides. Its product is annotated as MDR family MFS transporter. The transcript is spliced from 3 exons. Gene Ontology annotation, biological process: transmembrane transport. NCBI's taxonomy places the organism in Eukaryota, Fungi, Ascomycota, Eurotiomycetes, Eurotiales, Aspergillaceae. The record is from RefSeq and is a predicted model, not a curated record. Bases 1 to 1671 code for a protein of 556 amino acids. Gene Ontology annotation, molecular function: transmembrane transporter activity.
AUGGCAGCUGCUCGCCCCCCUAGUAUUGCGAUGGAUGGGCAACAUGAAUCUGCCGGCGACCAAGCAGAGGAAUCCAAGGGUCCCGCGCAGGUUGAGGUGCCGCUAGAGGGCAAAUCAGAGGAAAACCCUUUAAGUUCCCAGAAGUCAGUUGCCUCGGUUGAGCCCGAAUAUCCUGGGCCCGCCCAGGUCGCUCUCAUCAUGGCCUGUAUUCUGUGCGCCAUCUUUAUCAUGUCGCUCGACCGCACGAUCAUCUCAACUGCAAUACCCCAGAUCACUAACGAGUUCAACAGCCUGGACGAUAUCGGGUGGUACGGCAGUGCGUUCAUGGUCACUGCAUGCUGUUUCCAGCUCCUAUGGGGCAAGGUCUACGGCUUCUACCCAGCCAAGUAUGUCUUCCUAGCGCUAGUGCUUCUGUUCGAAGUCGGGUCAGUGAUCUGCGCCGCGGCACCUAACUCGCUCGCCUUCAUCAUAGGGCGGGCGAUCGCGGGUAUGGGUAGCGCGGGAAUCAUGUCUGGGGCGAUCGUGCUAAUGAUGUCAGCGGUGCCGCUACAUAAGCGGCCGCUGUACAACGGCUUCUUCAGUGCGGUGCUAGGCAUCUCCUCUGUGAUCGGCCCUUUGCUAGGCGGUGCUUUCACUAGCAAUGUUAGCUGGCGCUGGUGCUUCUAUAUCAACCUACCAAUUGGGGGCGCCGCCAUGCUUGUCAUUCUGCUAGCGCUGAAGCCAGCGCCUGCCAUGAACCCCGGAUUGACGCUCCGGCAAAAGCUCUCUAAGCUCGACCUCCUAGGCGAGCUCUUCCUCUUCUCGGCGCUAAUCUGCCUUCUACUAGCCCUACAGUGGGGUGGUAGCACGUAUGCCUGGGGCAACUGGCGUAUCAUCCUGCUGUUCGUCAUGAUUGUCCAGAUACUUACUCCCGCGACGGCGACAAUUCAGCUACGAGUAAUCCGCAACCGUAGUGUUGUGGCAGCGAUGUGGUUCAUGUUCUGCCUAGCCUCAACCAUGCUAAUGCUGCUGUACUACCUGCCUAUCUGGCUGCAGGCAAUUAAGAACCGAACCGCGGUGCAGUCCGGUAUCGACACCCUACCGCUAGUCCUCUCCCUGGUCGCCGGCAGUACUAUGUCCGGCCAGGUAGUCGGUCGGCUCGGCUACUACACCCCCUUCACCAUAGCAUCAUCGUGCCUAAUGCCUAUCGGUGCUGGACUUAUCUCUACCUGGCGCGUUAACACGAGCUCUGGCAUGUGGAUCGGCUACCAGAUCAUCCUAGGCUUUGGCAUCGGCCUAGGAAUGCAGCACGCCGCUAUCGCCGUCCAGACUGUCCUUGAGCCCCGCGAUAUACCCGUCGGUGUCUCCCUCGUCUUCUUUUGUCAGCAGUUAGGCGGUGCCAUUUUCGUCUCCGUUGGCGAGAAUAUCUUCAGCCAGAAGCUCCUUGCCGGCCUAACCCGCGCCAUUGACGACUUCGACCCCGAAACCAUCGUCAACACCGGUGCCACCAACCUUCGCAGCAUCGUCCCCCCCAAGGACCUUCAUGCCGUUCUAGUUGAGUAUAACGUCGCACUGCACUGGGUAUUCAUCGUCGGUACCAUCACGGCCGCCCUCUCUGCAUUAGGUGCGUUUGCCCUCGAGUGGAAGAGUGUCAAGGGAAAGCGGGGCGGCCCUGGCGACGAAGAGGAAUAA